Parnassius mnemosyne (clouded apollo) is the source of this 3405-nucleotide messenger RNA. NCBI's taxonomy places the organism in Eukaryota, Metazoa, Arthropoda, Insecta, Lepidoptera, Papilionidae. The record is from the annotation of a GenBank genome assembly.
ACUUUAACGAUGGCUCUUUAUAGAGAUGCACAGUUUUUACUGUCGGGCAAUAUUGCUUUAAAAAUUGCAAAUGACAUUGAAAAAAGGAAACGUAGACAACAUAAAAUACUUUAUAGAUCCAGGAAUCUGCGCGGUGAAUUUUUCAACCUUUAUUUUGAUGUACGAAAUAACGAAGAAGACUUUUACGAUUAUUUGUCUAUGUCAAGAGAAACAUUUGACUACAUCUGCAAUGGAAUACGUAGCGAUUGUAAUCAUAGAGUGACCAACUUUAAAAAACCCAUUAGUGUGGAAGAAAGAUUGGUAUUAACAAUAAGGUACUUAACAACAGGAACCCCUUUUCGGAAAUUAGGAGUGCCAUUUCGCAUUUCAAAAACCGCAAUAGCAAGUAUCGUGAUGGAGGUUUGCAGUGCAAUUUGGAAUAAUUUUAACGAAAUACAUAUGAAGUUUCCAAGUAUCGAAGAUUUUAAGGAAAUAGCAAAUUCAUUUUCAAAUAAAAAUAAAUUUCCACAUUGCUGUGGGAAUCUGGACGGAAAACACAUUCGUGUCGUAAAGCCACAACUCUCUGGAAGCAUGUAUUUCAACUACAAAAAUUAUUACUCAAUUGUUUUAUUAGCGGUCUCCGAUUCAGACAACACAUUUCGCAUCAUUGACGUAGGUGCAUACGGGAAAGAUAGUGAUGGAGGCGUUCUCAGCAAUUCAAAAUUUUUUCAAGAACUUAACAGUGGAAAUAUUCAAUUACCACCCGAGGAACGAUUACCGAAUAGUGAUAUUGUGGCACCAUAUGUAUUUUUAGGGGACGAGGCUUUUCCUUUGAAAACGUUCAUAAUGAGACCUUAUCCAAGAACACAAGCAACAGGAAAUGCAGAUAAAUCAAGAUUUAAUUUCAAAUUGUCUACUACAAGGGUCGGUAUAGAAUGCACCUUUGGAAUGGCUGCUAGUAAAUUUAGAAUUCUUUUAAAAAGCAUCGAAACAUCUGUGGACAAUUCAAUUAAAAUUGUAAAGGCAGUCUGUCUGUUGCACAAUAUUAUAAUACACAGAGAUAAGAGAGAACCAGAAUUAUCUGUAACAAAUAAUCAAUUAAAUAACAAUUUUGGAAGACAGACAGACAGAACAGGAUGUAAACGUACUUGGUUAAUUAAAUCUUCGAAUGUCAUCUUGUAUGUAACAGAAUAGCCAAACGCUUUACACGAAGAAUGAAAACACAAAAUGGCGUCCGGCCGCGAGCGAGCCGAGUACCUACUGUGUGUCACUGGUGUUGGCCCUUGCCCCUUUCGUCCCGCGCACCUCGCGCGUCGACGCAUCGCGUAUGUAACCAAUUAGGACACUCAAAAGAGAUCUGUUGCUUUGAUUACAUGGUCGCACGAUCAAACGCAUCGUACGAUCGUUAUUAAGCAUUUCAUGUACUCGCACGAUUACUUGCGAGGUUCAAAUAGGACACUCUGAUGAAAUCUGUAUGUUUGAACUCAUCGCACGACGAGAACGCAUCGUGUCAUCGUACGAUCGCUGUCAAUUAGGACGACGCCUGAUGCUACUUACAUAUCAUUUUACAUUAUUUAAAAUUCAUUUUUCCAUUCCGUUUCGAUUUUCUGCAUUGACCUCAAGACUGGAUAUUUUACCUUUACCUUUAUUUCCAUAGGAUCCUGUAACGAUUUUAAACCAUAAGAACACAAUAACAAAUCAUUUCUACUUCGUAUUUUCACAUUAUCAGCACUUUUAAAUUGGUGUCAAUGGAGUCUACCUUUUUCGAUCUUUUAUUUAGUUUUCCGUAACUCUGCAAUUUCGGACUUUGUGCGCGCAGUUGCGCUACCUUUUUUCCUAUAUCAAUAAUAUCUAAUUUUUCACUUAAAUCUUGCCGUUUUUCUAUUACGAGCCUAAAACCAAAAUUUGACAUGUUUUGACAUCGUUGUUUAUUUGGUUGUCAUGACAAUUAUAUUCAAAUUUGCUACCGGUCUGUUGUUUCUACUUCGAUAAUUCCACAUAAAUACUCUUUCCUCUUGGCCAUUUACAAAAAAUUUGCGUUUAAUUUAAAUAUUUUUUCCGUUCUCUCUAGAAAGGUAUAAAAGCCGAACAAUCGGUGAAGAAAUGCAGUCUCGCUUCAAUUCUCAAAUUCGAAGCAUCUCCUAAAGGCCUCAUCCCGGGGCCGCACUGCCCCGGGAUCCUGCAAGCCUCUGUCCUGCCUGAAGCCGCUGGAUCCUACAAGCCUCUGCUCUGCCUGAAGUCGCCGAAUCCGGCUAGCUUCUGCUCUGCCUGAAGUCGCCGAAUCCUGCAAGCCUCUGCUCUGCCUGAAGUCGCCGGAUCCUGCAAGCCUCUCUCCUGCCUGAAGUCGCCGGAUCCUGCAAACCUCUGUCCCGCCUGAAGUCGUCGGACCCUUCAGGCCUCUGUCCUGCCUGAAGUCGCUGAGGACCCUGCAACCCCCUGUCUUGCCUGAAGUCGCCGGAACUUGCAAACCUCCGCAUUCACCUGAGGUCGUCGCCUAGAGACGCCCACACCUUCACCUACGCUGUGCGUGCUCGUUCCAGGCGCUGAGAGCACUUACUGUACACCUUGGAUCUUCGGGCUCAACUUCAACACUAAUCUUUUUUUUUAUUAUCUUUUUUUUUAAAUAAUUUGUAAAUCACGACAUCCAUCUUCAUCUUCAUACUCCAUUUUGUUAUAUAAAAUUGUAAAUAUCUUUUAAAUCCUAUAUAUAUUAUUUGUUUUUGUUCUAUUUUUGUUGUCUUGUUGCUCUUAGGUUAGAUUCUUUUGUAUUUAAUUGUCGCUUCACGACAACCUGUAUACAAGAAUGGGAGUAGAGAUGAUAUAAAUAAUUAUAGGCCAAUUUCCAUCUUACCAGCUUUUUCUAAAAUCUUAGAAAAAUUAAUUAAUAGAAUAGAAUAGAAUAGAAUAGAAUGAUUUUUAUUCAAUAUGGAUUAUUACAUAAUACUUAUUGAAAGUCAUUAUUUUAUUUACCACUGGUUCGGAAAAUACCUCUGUCCUGGGAAGAACCAGCAAGAAACCCAGCGGGACUUUUUUUUUUAAACAUAAUUUCACUUAACAAUAAUUUUGAUUAUACAAUUUUAAAUGAAUUUUCAUAGAACCAGCAUGGUGGCGAUCACCUUAUUCCCAGGGGUUAUUUUCACUCAUGUAUUCCUUGAUAUUAUAAUAACCCUUUUUGUACAGUUUUUCUUUAAUAAAACUUUUAAACUUGUUUAUUGACAAACUUUGAACAUGUUCUGGGAUUCUGUUGUAAAAGCGUAUACAUUGCCCCAUAAAUGAAUUACUAAUUCUGUGGAGUCUUGUAAGUGGCAUUACAAGCUUAUGUUUGUUCCUAGUGUUUAAGGUAUGAACAUCCUUAUUCUUAUUAAAGCUAUUUAUGUUUUUAUGUACAUACAUUACAUUUUCAUAAAUAUAUUGCGAUGCCAAAGU